CAAAAAAAAAAAAAAAAAAAAAAAGUCUCCCCUUUCGUCUUCUCCGAUCUUAGAUUAUAUCUCUAAAUUCAUCUUCUUACUCCCCCAAAUCGCGGUUUCAGAGAGAUCUGGGGGAAUGGAUAGCAGUUACUCAGUCAUCUCCAAAAACUCCUACGUCGAGUUACAGAAACAGACCAAGUUCCUUCCUCUCGACGAAGAAAGGUUCGUCAACGGCGUCCGCGACGAUCUCGAUCCCGACGCCGGAUCUAAUCAAGGAUCCGGGAUCUCCGGCGCCGUUUUCAACCUCACCACGUCCAUAAUCGGCGCCGGGAUCAUGGCAUUGCCGGCGACCAUGAAAGUCCUCGGCUUGGCUCUAGGGCUCCUCCUCAUCGUCCUAAUCGCGGUCCUAUCCGAGAUCAGCGUCGAGCUUCUCGUCAGAUUCUCGUCCCUCUACAAGUCCAGAUCCUACGGCGAGGUCGUGCAGUUCGCGCUGGGGAAGCCCGCUAGGGUUCUCUCCGAGGUCUGCAUCGUCGUCAACAACGGCGGCUUCCUCGUCGUUUACCUCAUCAUCAUGGGUGACGUCAUGUCCGGUUCUCUUCACCACGUUGGGGUUUUGGAUCAGUGGCUUGGGAACGGGUUCUGGGACCACCGUAAAGUUUUGAUUUUGGUUGUCGUGGUCGUCUUCUUGGCUCCUCUCUGCGCGUUGAACAGGAUCGAUUCCUUGAGCGUUACGUCAGCUGCUUCCGUGGCUCUCGCUGUUGUGUUUGUUGUUGUUUGCUUUGUUGUCGCGGCGGUUAAGCUCGUUGAAGGGAGCGUUGACGCUCCGAGGAUGAGUCCUGAUUUUGGGUCUACAGAAGCGGUCUUGGAUCUGCUCGUCGUGAUACCGAUAAUGACCAACGCUUACGUUUGUCAUUUCAAUGUCCAGCCCAUUUAUAACGAGCUCGAGGGUCGAACGCCUGAGAAGAUGAACAGAGUUGGGAGGGUCACGACGGCUGUUUGUGUGGUUGUGUAUGCUUCGACUGCUGUGUCUGGUUAUCUUCUCUUUGGUAAGGAUACUGAGUCAGAUAUAUUGACUAACUUUGAUCAAGAUCUUGGUAUCCGUUUCAGCUCCGCGGUGAAUUACGUUGUCAGAGUGGGAUACAUUCUUCAUCUUGUUCUCGUCUUCCCUGUGAUCCAUUUUUCAUUGAGAGAAACGGUGGAUACUUUGUUGUUUGAAGGCUCGCCUCCUCUUUCCGAAAGCAAGAAGAGAUCUUUGGGGCUUACAGUGGUCUUGCUGGCUCUUAUUUACAUUGGCUCGACGAUGAUUCCAAAUAUAUGGACUGCGUUUAAAUUCACAGGAGCAACGUCGGCGGUCUCGCUUGGUUUUACGUUUCCUGCUCUUAUCGCGUUAAGGUUAGGGAAACAGAGCAAUUCGUUAAGCCAGGUGGAAAGAUCUGUGUCGUGGUUGAUGCUAGUCUUGGCGGUGGUGGUUAGCGUUGUGGGAACGCUUGGCAACAUUUAUAGUCUCAGAAGCAAAUCAGAUUGAUACUUUGUUUAGCGGUUUUACAGGAACUUUUCAGAGAUUCUUAGUCCAAUACAGAACCGGCAAGUCUUCAGUUUUGUGACUGCUGCAUGCCACACCUUUAGGGUCCAUAGAUUUCAUCAUAGCAAUUACUUCUAUGUAUGUAUACAGACCAAGAUUCUUAUUGAUAUAUACACGCAAUUUUGCUGUUUCUA
Brassica oleracea var. oleracea is the source of this 1695-nucleotide messenger RNA. Its product is annotated as sodium-coupled neutral amino acid transporter 4-like. Gene Ontology annotation, molecular function: amino acid transmembrane transporter activity. The transcript has a single exon. The coding region runs from base 116 to 1504 and encodes 462 amino acids. The record is from RefSeq and is a predicted model, not a curated record. Lineage: Eukaryota; Viridiplantae; Streptophyta; Magnoliopsida; Brassicales; Brassicaceae. Gene Ontology annotation, biological process: amino acid transmembrane transport.